Messenger RNA from Lichtheimia ornata, 363 nucleotides. RefSeq lists its product as uncharacterized. The record is from RefSeq and is a predicted model, not a curated record. Lineage: Eukaryota; Fungi; Mucoromycota; Mucoromycetes; Mucorales; Lichtheimiaceae. The transcript has a single exon. The coding region runs from base 1 to 363 and encodes 120 amino acids.
AUGCACAUAUUAUACCCACUUGUGUUGCUCGUUUCCAUGACAACAAUCCAUGCCGCACCUAUCAAAGAUACAAUAACAAAGCCACCAUCCUCGGGUGGUGUACAAGUCAUAGAGCAAGAAUACCUCAACCAAAUACUAUCCACUGACAGCGAUGAAGAUGUUUACUUUGGAAGGACGUGGUCUGAUCUAUUUGACGAGGCUCAGCAGGAUCUGAAAGCGGCACUCAUGAUGGUGUCGUCCUCUUCUGAUGAUCACGUUAUUGAAAUGACCAUUUUAACAAGGACAAAAGAACAAAUGACUGAAUCAUAUCCAUUGGAUGAUAAUAAUGACGAAGAUGACAUGGAUUUUAUGUCUGACACUUGA